This is a messenger RNA of Cryptomeria japonica (Japanese cedar), 453 nucleotides long. RefSeq lists its product as uncharacterized. Lineage: Eukaryota; Viridiplantae; Streptophyta; Pinopsida; Cupressales; Cupressaceae. Bases 1 to 453 code for a protein of 150 amino acids. The record is from RefSeq and is a predicted model, not a curated record. The transcript has a single exon.
AUGACUAUUUCCUUAGAUAUGACACUUUUUGCAACACAAGAAGAAAGGAUCCUGCAGCUUAAUGCUCUGGAUGAAAUAAAAAAAUCUGCCCUGCAGCAUACUAAAUCUAUUCAAAAUCAACGCAUGAAAUGGAAUGAUCUCUAUGUCAGGGAUAAAUCAUUCAAGGAAGGUGAUUGGGCUCUUCUCUAUGACUCUAGGUACCAAGAUAACAUAGGCAAAUUACAGACCAGAUUGUUAGGCCCUUAUGAAAUAGUUGAGACAUUUCCCAAUGGUGUUUCUAUAUUAUCUACCAUAGAUCUUGUUAGGUUUAAAUUGUUAGUUAACAGUCAUCAGCUACGCCUAUACCAUAAACCUCUAAGAAAAGAUGACUUCCUGUGGCAUUUUUCCACUUCUUCGCAUGCCGAGAUUCCUGCAGUGACUGAUGAUGGCUUGGUCGUCACCACUCCAUCUUAA